Messenger RNA from Orbilia oligospora ATCC 24927, 1104 nucleotides. RefSeq lists its product as uncharacterized. Gene Ontology annotation, molecular function: protein binding. The transcript has a single exon. Lineage: Eukaryota; Fungi; Ascomycota; Orbiliomycetes; Orbiliales; Orbiliaceae. The record is from RefSeq and is a predicted model, not a curated record. The coding region runs from base 1 to 1104 and encodes 367 amino acids.
AUGACUACUUCAACCCCCCCAUCUCCACCGUUCCUACGUCUUCCUCUGGAGCUUCAAAGCGAGAUAGUAUCCUAUCUCCCAUUCGCAGACCAACUUUCUAUCUCAUUAACAUGCUCUGACCUUAGUGCAUGCCUCACCAGUCCCCAAAAUCUCAAAUCUAGAUACUCUUCCUGUCCUUUCGAUGAGCUCAGCUUUAAAGGCCUAUAUAUAUACCCACCGGACAAUACAGUUCCGGGAGUCAAGACGCAUCUCCUUCUUCAAUCAUUUGGUGAUCUGAAUCCUUUAGCCGUCCAUCCUGAAUUAUUUUGCACCGUGCAAUCCGGCGAAAUUAGAGAAUAUCUCUACUUAAAGGGCUAUUCUUACUUUGAGAAACCCAAAAGCGUUGAAGGAGCGAGGUUGGAAGGGUAUACCUGGGAUGAAGAAAACGCACUGACUACGGAUUUUUAUGAUUCGGGAAGGUUUGCAGACCUGGAUUUUGAAACAAUAUGGGACCCUAAAUCAGAGGAACCAGAGGGAGGCAAGAAAACGAGAUGGAUUAUGCACCCCCACCCGGAAAAGAGGCCUGGUGCUGUUCUCUAUAACGGGGUUAUUGAUAUCUCGAAUUCACCAUUUCUUGACGAACCUUGCUUCUUAUAUGCAACUUGUGGGAUUGGAGAAAACGCAAAAGAAGAGGAACUUGAGACUGAAUUUGUUCAGGUAACCCUUCUGGACGAGCCUCUAAAGAACAAUAACUCUCAGGGAGAAACCCGACCCCAAUACCACGAGAAUAGCCAAAUCAAAUCCGUCAUCAAAGCAACGAAAGAUCUCACGGUCAGACAGUUGCUUGAACGAGUGGUUGGAUCUCUAUACGAGGGAAUCUUGGCAGUUACGGGUCCAUCCGAUGAGGUAUUGAAUAUGAAAGUAGAUCCUCUUUAUUAUGAUGAAUACGGCUGCCAUUGGGAGAUUGGCGCUGCAGCACUUAAGUCUUCCAUUGCAGAGCUACAGGAUAUGGUUUGGGUGCGGGUGUGUGGUGGCGAGUGGACCGAAUACGCGAUACUUCCUAGGGGAUUAGUAGAGGAAGUUAAAGGUAUUUAUUCCACAGAGGGCACUGAAAAUCCGCCUUAA